UUUCCGAAAGUUUGGAUUUUUAUUUUUUGACUUCGCUUUGGAAUUUGAAGGAUAGUUUUUUGGAUCAGUGGUCGAGGUUGACGUUAACACUUAAUAGUAUUGAUUAAGAAUUUAAAGGAAGUCAACCUAGGCAAAUAGCCAUCGUUAACCGGGAACCAUGGAAGAGCUGCAGAACAUUGCUUCCCCCGAAGAACCAUUUAUGAAGGCUGAUGAACAGUUCGACAUGUAUGCGCAGAACCAGUUUCCCGAUAUCGGGGACCUCACUAAACUGGAUACGGAAGAUCUCUACGUUCGCUACAAGAAGCUGGAGCAGCAGCUGGACUUUCUCAAUGUCCAGGAGGAUUACAUUAAGGAUGAGCAGCGCAAUCUGAAGAACGAGUACAGACACGCGCAGGAGGAAGUGAAGCGUAUUCAGAGCGUCCCGCUGGUCAUCGGCCAGUUCCUGGAAGCGAUUGAUCAGAAUACGGGAAUCGUUGGCUCGACAACAGGUUCGAAUUAUUAUGUGCGCAUCCUUUCGACGUUGGAUCGUGAGCAGCUGAAGCCGAGCUCAUCGGUGGCAUUGCAUAAGCACAGUAAUGCUCUGGUGGAUAUUCUGCCGCCGGAAGCUGACAGCAGCAUCAACAUGCUGCGUCCCGAUGAGAAACCGGAUGUGGGAUAUGGUGACAUUGGUGGUUUGGAUCAGCAGAAGCAGGAAGUACGAGAAGCCGUGGAAUUGCCGUUGACGCAUUUCGAAUUGUACCAGCAGAUCGGUAUUGAUCCGCCCCGCGGAGUUCUCCUCUACGGGCCACCCGGAUGCGGCAAGACCAUGUUGGCCAAAGCUGUUGCCCAUCACACCACCGCGUCGUUUAUCCGUGUGGUGGGAUCGGAGUUCGUCCAGAAAUAUCUCGGUGAGGGUCCGCGUAUGGUGCGCGAUGUCUUCCGUCUGGCUAAAGAAAAUUCUCCGGCUAUUAUUUUUAUUGAUGAAAUUGACGCCAUUGCCACGAAGCGUUUUGAUGCACAAACCGGAGCCGAUCGCGAAGUGCAGCGUAUAUUACUUGAGCUGCUAAAUCAAAUGGACGGAUUCGACCAGACAACCAACGUUAAGGUAAUAAUGGCGACCAAUCGUGCGGACACUUUGGAUCCGGCACUCCUGCGUCCUGGUCGUCUGGAUCGGAAGAUCGAAUUCCCUCUGCCGGAUCGACGGCAAAAGCGUCUAAUUUUCGCCACGAUUACCAAUGGAAUGAAUUUGGCUGAUGAAGUGGAUUUGGAGGAUUAUGUAUCACGGCCAGAUAAGAUAUCCGGAGCGGAUAUUAACGCCAUUUGUCAAGAUGCGGGCAUGAAUGCUUUGCGUGAGAACCGGUAUAUUGUGCUGGCCAAGGAUUUCGAAAAGGCUUAUAAGAACGCCAUUAAGAAGGACGAAUCUGAAAUGGAAUUCUACAAGUGAUGUUGCUACUCGUUUUUUUCUCGGUUUUUUUACCUUUGUGUAACUUAUCGCAUAGCUCUGUUUGUGUCUUGGUAAAGUCAUGUUGUGA
Paramacrobiotus metropolitanus is the source of this 1511-nucleotide messenger RNA. Its product is annotated as 26S proteasome regulatory subunit 6B-like. NCBI's taxonomy places the organism in Eukaryota, Metazoa, Tardigrada, Eutardigrada, Parachela, Macrobiotidae. The transcript is spliced from 8 exons. Gene Ontology annotation, molecular function: proteasome-activating activity; ATP hydrolysis activity; ATP binding. Gene Ontology annotation, biological process: proteasome-mediated ubiquitin-dependent protein catabolic process. The coding region runs from base 158 to 1423 and encodes 421 amino acids. The record is from RefSeq and is a predicted model, not a curated record. Gene Ontology annotation, cellular component: proteasome regulatory particle, base subcomplex.